Messenger RNA from Ostrinia furnacalis (Asian corn borer), 1723 nucleotides. Its product is annotated as spondin-2. Lineage: Eukaryota; Metazoa; Arthropoda; Insecta; Lepidoptera; Crambidae. Gene Ontology annotation, cellular component: extracellular matrix. The record is from RefSeq and is a predicted model, not a curated record. The transcript is spliced from 10 exons. The coding region runs from base 163 to 1581 and encodes 472 amino acids. Gene Ontology annotation, biological process: cell adhesion.
ACUAACGUUUGUUUUGUGUUUACAGCGAUUUGGAGGCAUCCAAAACUGUAUACAUUUCUAUUAAUAUCAGCAUUCAUCGCAUUGUGUGACUCAAAGCAAUGCGACCAAACUCCACCGCAAGCGAAGAUACUGGAGCCAAGUGAAAACAAGGGCGUCUUCAAAAUGAUCAUUGAGACCAAGAUGGAGAACCUCUCUUACUUGCCGGAUCAGACGUAUGUAGUGACCCUAAUGACCACGGUCAACGAGCGUCCAUUCCGCUACUUCAUGAUCACAGCUGAAGACCCGACAGUGGACGAUAACAGCUACAUGGUCAGCACCAAGCCGCCUGAUGUAGGGCAUCUGAAGACCUUGGACACGGAGACUGGAAGGAAAUCCCGGUACAGCGACCGUUGCUUCAACUCAGUGGAGAAUAUGGACACCUCGGAUAAGUAUAGGGUUGAUAUCCACUGGAUAUCCCCUAAAAGUUCGGACAAUGAGCAGAAGGUCCGGCUUCGGGCAAUGGUGGCUGAGAACGAGGAGGUCUGGUACAUGGAUGACCCGGACCUGAUCAUCCUGCUGCAGAAAGACAACCGCGCACCCAUCGACAGUCCGCCGACUACACCAUUGAUAUCCUGUGGGUUAUGCAGUGAGGCUCGCUACGAGGUCAUCUUCAAUGGCAAGUGGUCGCGAGUGUCCCACCCCCAGCACUACCCUAGCAAGCCUGACGAUAAUGGCUACACACACAUGGUGGGUGCGUCCCAUGCGAAUGACUACGAUCUGUGGCAGCAGGGCCAGGAGGCCACUGAGGGUCUGAAGAGGCUGGUGGAAGAUGCUGACACUGUUGAAUUGGAGAGGGAGAUCGUUGAGAAGAUGUCAGAAAAGUCAGGCACCAGAACGCUAAUCCGAGGAAAGAGAAGACACCACCCUGACAUGUUCCAGCCUUCUCACUCCCUCUUCAGAGUGGAUCGGAUCCACCACCGGUUCUCCAUGGUGGUGGGGAUGAGGCCGUCUCCUGACUGGUUCCUGGGCACCACUCAUUUUGAACUGUGCACUACUGGUGGAUGGUUGGAGAGUGCUGAGAUUCCCAUGUACCCAUGGGACGCUGGUACUAUGGAAGGCGUAUCGUAUGAGUCCGCAAGAUUCGCUACCAAUCCAAGGAGCAAAGUACAGCGAGUGGAAGUAGGUUCCUUCAACAAGGAGUCCCCGUUCUACCAGAUGAACCUGAACGAUCUGAAGCCCUUCGCCAUCUUGAAGGUCAGGCGGCUGGACGUCUACCCGCUGCUGGGUGUGGAAUGCCCAGAAGAGGGUGAAGGUGAAGAGGGAGAAGGAGAAGAAGAAAACGAAGGUGAAGAAGAGGAAUCCGAACAAGAAGCUCAAGACGAACCUUCAGUACUAGAGUCCCGCCAGAACCUACGGGGGUGCAAUAUAGGGGAAUUUAGCGACUGGUCCCCGUGCGAAACCCUAUACGGGGCGUGUGGCAUCGGCAUCCAGACUAGAGAGAGAAUCGAUGAAGAUCAAAAUAAUCCACGGACUUCGCACAGCAACGAUUGUUAUGGAGAAUUGGCUGCAUUACAAAAAAAACAUUGCUAUGUAGAGUGUUGACAUUGUCGUAGAAUGAGGAUAUGACUCCUGCAUUUAAACUAGUUUAAUUAAUUGUCAGUACCUACUUUAAAUAUCCAUAAGUGGACAGCGGAAGCUCUAAAUAACUUAAGCAUAAUAAAGUUUCUUAGAACAAGUUCCUCGC